This is a messenger RNA of Rhodamnia argentea, 787 nucleotides long. RefSeq names its product ubiquitin-like protein ATG12. Gene Ontology annotation, biological process: autophagy of mitochondrion; autophagosome assembly; C-terminal protein lipidation. The transcript is spliced from 6 exons. Gene Ontology annotation, cellular component: Atg12-Atg5-Atg16 complex; cytoplasm; phagophore assembly site membrane. Lineage: Eukaryota; Viridiplantae; Streptophyta; Magnoliopsida; Myrtales; Myrtaceae. Bases 135 to 419 code for a protein of 94 amino acids. The record is from RefSeq and is a predicted model, not a curated record.
CUUCUCUCUCGCAAAAGCCCACUGAAAAUCAAAUUGAUUUCCAUGACUUGCUUCAGCAAUCUCUGAAGUCCUUCCGCUCGAUCGUUUUUUUAAUUUUUUGGUUUCCUGAAGAAAUUCCAUCUGCAUGACAGUAAAUGGCGUCCGAUUCUCCAAGUUCAGAUCGCAAAAUCGUUGUCCACUUGAGGGCCACCGGCGAUGCUCCUAUUAUGAAGCAAGCUAAAUUCAAGAUUUCUGGGGCAGAAAAAUUUGCCAAAGUGAUUGACUUUCUCUGCCGACAACUUCACCGGGAGACGUUGUUUGUCUAUGUAAACAGCGCCUUCUCACCCAACCCAGAUGAAAUGGUGAAUGAUCUGUAUGAGAAUUUCGGCUUUGAUGGUAAACUCAUCGUUAAUUAUGCUUGUUCUAUGGCAUGGGGCUAAAUAUGAGUAACAUCUGCCAAUGUAUCUGUACAUAAAUUCAAGUGCACAAUUCAUUACACAAAGAAAGAUGCCAUCUGCUGUUAGACACGGGAUUCCCAUAAAAAAAUCUUAGUUGAAGUACAGAACCCGCAUGUUUAUUACAUAUUUCUAUCUGUUUGUCAUCAUUUGGUUAUGAACAAAGCUAGGUGGGAAUAUUUCAUCCAACAAGAAUGUGAUUUGACAGGAGUUGUACUGGGCCAUUAUUUUGGUAUUGAUGUUUGUUCGUGUUAGCUGGCAUCUCCUUUUUAUAUCAUGUUGGUUAUCAUUCCUACUGUUUAAUUCUAUCACCUAAUGGAACUUUGAGGAUAUCACUGAGUUGACAUUGUGAG